AUGCGUAAAAGCGGAUUCAUAUGGUUGCAAUGGUUGCAAAACCGCGUUUCGAACGCGUUUGUUACGGUUUUAAUUUAUUCCUUUACAAUUUUAAACAUUAAUUUAGUGCUACCGGGGGGCACGAAAAGCUUUAAUAUUUUAAUUAAUUGGUUUUUUAAAUUUGCAAUGCAAAUACGCGUUGGGAAAGGGUUAAAAGCAUUAGUUAUAAUAAUAUUAUUGCUAAUUUUAGGGCGGUUAGUAACCGUUCCGCCGCUUUCGGGGUUAUUAGCGCUGCUAGCAACCGCGCCCAAUAAAAACAAAAAAAAUUUAAUUAAAAAACGGCAUUUAGCAAUACCGCAACCAUUAAUACCAAUUUUAUUUUUGUUCCAAAUUAUAAAGCUUCCGCUUUACUUUUACUUUAACCGCUUGCAUUUUAACCAGCCCGGCCCGGCUUUAUACCGGUCCCGUUUAACCUUUUUACAACCGGAAUUACGUUUACAUUUAGCCAACCAAUUAAUAACAAUAACGAUUUAUAAAAAUAAACAUAUUAUAUUAAAAUAUAAAAAAAAGCAAAAAAAAAGCAUUUUUCCCUUUUAUAACAAUAAAUAA
Molecule: messenger RNA, 588 nt
Organism: Gaeumannomyces tritici R3-111a-1
Lineage: Eukaryota; Fungi; Ascomycota; Sordariomycetes; Magnaporthales; Magnaporthaceae
Exons: 4
Coding region: 1-588 (195 amino acids)
Source: RefSeq, a predicted model, not a curated record